CAAGUCCGCAAACGCUACUGUAUUUGAAGAGUAUUUGGAUUUAUAUUCGAAUACAAUAUUCUCAAAUACAAUAAAGCUGCUUCGCGGUCAAUUGGGUCAACUUCGUCGAAAUCAUUGGCAAAAUCAUUGGCAAAGAUGGCUUCAACUAAGAAAGCUCUCCUUUUGGGAGCUGGCUUUGUUACCAAGCCAACCAUUCAGAUCCUCGCGGAUUCUGGUAUUGAAGUGAUAGUCGCUUGCAGAACUCUUGAGAACGCCAAGAAGCUGAGCUCCGAUAUCAAGAAUACUCGUGCUAUCUCUCUAGAUGUGAAUGAUAGCAAUGCUCUCGAUGAGCAGGUCGGCCAAGUCGACGUUGUCAUUUCUCUUAUUCCCUACACCUUCCAUGCCACCGUCAUCAAGUCGGCCAUCCGCAAGAAGAAGGAUGUCGUCACCACCAGCUACGUCUCCCCCGCCAUGAUGGAACUAGACCAGCAAUGCAAGGAUGCUGGGAUCACCGUAAUGAAUGAGAUCGGCUUGGACCCCGGUAUUGACCAUCUAUAUGCGGUCAAGACCAUUGAAGAUGUCCACAAAGAGGGAGGAAAGAUCUUAUCCUUCCUAUCGUACUGUGGAGGUCUACCGGCCCCUGAGAGCUCUGGAAACCCCUUAGGUUACAAAUUCUCUUGGUCACCUCGUGGAGUCUUACUUGCAUUAAGAAAUGCUGCCAGCUUCUACCGAGGCGGUCAGGUUGUUAAUGUCGCAGGCCCUGAUCUAAUGGCUACCGCUAAGCCGUACUACAUCUACCCAGGAUUUGCUUUUGUUGCCUAUCCAAACAGAGAUUCUACCCCGUACAAGACGCGCUACAACAUCCCCGAGGCGCAAACUAUCAUUAGAGGUACUCUACGAUACGCAGGCUUCCCGGAAUUUGUCAAGGUUCUUGUCGACAUUGGAUUCCUUAACGAUGAGGAGCAAAGUUAUCUCAAGGAAGCUAUUCCUUGGAAGGAGGCGACACAGAAAGUCAUCGGUGCUUCAUCGUCAGAUGAAAAGGACCUUGUCUCAACUAUUUUAGCUAAGGCUACCUUUAAGGACGAUGGUGAGAAGCAGCGAAUCUUAGCUGGCCUCAAAUGGGUUGGUCUGUUUUCGGACGAGAAGAUCAUUCCACGAGAAAACCCGUUAGACACCCUUUGCGCCACUCUCGAGCAGAAGAUGCAAUUCGGCGAGGGAGAGCGAGAUCUCGUAAUGCUGCAACAUAAAUUCGAGGUUGAGUUGAAGGAUGGUACCAAGCAGACUAGACUUAGCACUCUGUGCGAGUACGGUAGCACAGCACCGGGUGGCUACUCCGCAAUGGCUAAGCUUGUCGGUGUCCCAUGCGCGGUUGCUGUCCAGCAAGUUCUUGAUGGAACACUCUCUGAGAAGGGUGUCCUCGCUCCGAUGAACAGCAAGAUCAAUGAUCCCCUGAUCAAGGUUCUCAAGGAGAAAUAUGGCAUCUUCUGCGUUGAAGAGAUCGUCGCAUAAAGUAGGAAAUAGAUGGCCGUUAAGUAGAGUGGUAGAAGCUGACUACUCUAACAAUGUUGUUAUUGUGGACUAAAAAGGCGAGAAAAAUACCCUGCCAUCAAUAAAAGUCAUACAGAACCUGCCAUUUUCGUGUUAUCCCUCGAAGUUUGACUAUCAGUUUGUUUUUGUUGCUGAGUAGGUACCUAGUAGGUAUCUAGUUGCAACGCUAUUCCCAUCCAAUCAGGCAUAGGCAAAUUUCCCGAG
Molecule: messenger RNA, 1731 nt
Organism: Annulohypoxylon maeteangense
Lineage: Eukaryota; Fungi; Ascomycota; Sordariomycetes; Xylariales; Hypoxylaceae
Product: saccharopine dehydrogenase
Exons: 12
Coding region: 136-1488 (450 amino acids)
Cellular component (GO): cytoplasm
Molecular function (GO): saccharopine dehydrogenase activity
Source: RefSeq, a predicted model, not a curated record